AUGUCUUGUUGGCUCUGCCCAAAUCUGCAUUCGAUUGACGGAGACGAUCACGUGAACGACCGAUUGUUUCACGUUGACUGGCGAGCUAGAAAACCCUACAGUAGUUUCAAUGUUUCCAAUUUUGCUUUGAAUCUUCUAUGGGUUGUAUUCGAUAGGCAAGUUCUUGCGACGAACCAUACCGUCUCCUUGGAACCAUUCACGACGGAAUUGCUUGGCAGCUCCAUCUGGAGUGUUGGUCCAUUCGACAGUGAUACGGUCGUUGUUGGUGUCCUCCUGUCCAAAGGCGAAAGCGUCGCAAGAGACGGCGAGAAGAACAGCCUCCUUUGGGUCGAGGACUCCACAUGGUGGGUCGACUCCGAGUCUCUUCAUGUUGGUGGUCUUGAUACCGUAUCCAAUACGACGAGCAGACGAGUUGAUCACCUUGAUGUGGUAGGUGUGCUUGUCAUCGUAUGGGGCGUUGAAGACGAUCUUGGUUCCUGGUUGGGUCUGGAUGUCUCCUGGUGGGACGGAUUGAGCCAUGGCGUUGGAUUGAGUGUUGAUACUCGAUGUUCUAUUAAAGAUAUCACUCAUGAACAAAAUAUCAACUCUGAAAUGCCGCGAAGAAACAUUAAGAGAGGUUGGAGUAGAUGUUUCUCUCGCAUUUCUGGAAAUUGCUAUGGAAAGAAAGAGCAACGAUAG
Caenorhabditis remanei is the source of this 678-nucleotide messenger RNA. RefSeq lists its product as uncharacterized. Lineage: Eukaryota; Metazoa; Nematoda; Chromadorea; Rhabditida; Rhabditidae. The transcript has 4 exons. The record is from RefSeq and is a predicted model, not a curated record. Bases 1 to 678 code for a protein of 225 amino acids.